Oryzias melastigma (Indian medaka) is the source of this 917-nucleotide messenger RNA. RefSeq names its product claudin 1 (gene cldn1). The record is from RefSeq and is a predicted model, not a curated record. Gene Ontology annotation, molecular function: structural molecule activity. Gene Ontology annotation, cellular component: plasma membrane; bicellular tight junction. The transcript is spliced from 4 exons. Gene Ontology annotation, biological process: bicellular tight junction assembly; cell adhesion. NCBI's taxonomy places the organism in Eukaryota, Metazoa, Chordata, Actinopteri, Beloniformes, Adrianichthyidae. Bases 171 to 776 code for a protein of 201 amino acids.
GUUUGUUUUUCUCUUUCUUUUUUGAAUGUUCAGGUGUGCCCCUAGACCCUCCCAGUCCCCCAGGUGCUUCCUUAAAGAUGCAGGUAAACGCCUCAACCUGAGACCUGAUCAAGGACAGAACCCUUGGUGGAGAUCCCAGAACAGCUGGUUGUUCUAAUUCGGGUAAAACCAUGGCAAAUUCAGGACUUCAACUGCUCGGCUUUACUUUGGCCUUGCUCGGCUUUAUUGGCACAAUUGCGUGCACCAUCAUGGUGGAGUGGAAGGCUUCAUCAUACGCAGGAGACAACAUCAUCACGGCGCAGGCCAUGUAUGAGGGGCUGUGGCAGAGCUGCGUGUCACAGAGCACAGGACAGAUUCAAUGCAAAGUCUUUGACUCCAUCCUGCAGCUGCCAGCGAUGGUUCAGGCCACAAGAGGUUUGAUGGUGACCUCCAUCCUGCUGUGUUUCUUCGCCAUGAUGGUGGCUAUCUUUGGGAUGGAGUGCACGAAUUGCAUAGAGAACGGGUCUGCAGCGAAGGAAAAAGUGGCUCUGGUUGGAGGAGUGAUUUUCAUCAUUGCAGGCCUGCUUGCUCUUGUAGGAACAUCCUGGUAUGGUAGCAGAAUCACCCAGGAGUUUUACAACCCCUUCACUCCCACCAACUCCAGGUAUGAAUUUGGGAAAGCCUUGUACAUUGGAUGGGCAGCCGCCAUGCUGAUCCUUAUGGGAGGGGGCUUCUUGAGUUGCAGUUGCCCCAAAAAGGACACAGGGCGGCCAGCAGGACGCAAGAGCCAUGUUUAAGCAAAUGCCGACUGUUGCAGCUUCUUACUGCUCAUCUCUUUAAUAGUUUCACGAUGCUUUCUGCAGAAUUAAUCACAGCCUUUUUACAUCCAAAUGAUUAUUACUGGAGUCUGCUUGUGAGGAAAAAAAACUUAAAAAAAA